AUGGCUUACAACAUAUCCACUGAACCGAGCGAAGUAACUGUGCUUUGCCCUUUUGCACCAGCCGUAAGCAUGCUUGACCUGAAAAUUUUAUAAUUUUUCCUCGUUCGUCCCUGAAUUUCAAUGUCAUAGAAAUCAUCAUUAUUAAAAUUAAGGUCGACCGAAAACUUAAAACAAAAUAUGAAUUAUAAUUAAGAAGAAAAUGUCGCAGAUGAUUUUGAAUGACAGCGCCUCACCUGCCUGAGGAUGCAGUUAACAUGCUAUUGGAAAAGGAAUUUAAAUAUGAUGUUCCUUCUAUCCGUAAACUUCACGCAACAUAGUUCAUUCUUUAUUCCCACAUGAAAUGAAUUGUUUAAUGGAAUAAAAACACUUAGAGUGCGCGUUUUGUCUCAUGAUAUGUUUAUAGAAAAUCUGGAAUGUGUUUUUAACUCGAAAAGAUUACUAAACUGUGAUUCUAAUGCCAAUCAUAUGUAGCAGAAUUCCAUAAUAUUUUAACAAUAUUGGAAUGCCAGCAUUUGGAGAAGCUUCUUCACGGCCGCCUGCAAAACGACCACUUACGGCAUAUUAUUCUAGUCAUUUAUUUUCAAAAACUUAGUAUUUAAAUACAUUUUAUACAAAAAACGCAUAAACAUGUUUCUCCUCCCACUCCUUUGGCGGUAAACUGCGUCUUCUUUGAGUUUUAUUCUUAAAGGAAGGGUAUCAUUCGGUUUUAAAAACUUUCUCAAAUCUCGAUGAUAGAGUAAUUUUUGGUUUUUAAAUAGCUUGUAAUCAUUCAGUUUUAUGACCUGGUAAUAUCAUUCGUAAAGCAUCAAAUAGUUACAUUUAUUUUUUUGAUUGUUAAGCAUGAAAUGUGGUCCAAAUCAACCGCAAAAUCUUACGAGCAACAUAGGACAUUAUCUCAGUGCUGUAUAGGAGCAUAUGAGUUUUCUUGCACAGAAAGUGUACGACAUGUAGUCUCUAAACCGCGAAUGCAAGUGUGAUGGCACGCUGUGUUCAAAAUUAUUCAACAGUAGAAAAAAGUUUUAAAGCCGAAUGGUACUCCCUCUUCAAGUAUAAAAUAUAAAAAGACGUAAUUUACUACCAAACGGGUUAAAGAACAAACAGUUUUGCUCAUUUAAUCUAUAAAAUUUAUUUGGAUUCGCAAGGAUACGGAGAAUAAGUGAAGGAGAUUUAUUCUAAUCAAGUAGUUUUAUGCGGAAUGUUGUUUAAAGAGGCUGCAGAAAAGAAGCUAGUUUAAAUGCCGGCAUCCAAAUACGACUCAAAUAUUUUGGGACUCUGCUGUAUUAUUCUUAAUAAAUCGAGCAUAUCAAUUAAAACAAACAAAAGUGGAUUGAGCAAACUUUUAACUCGAAAUCAUCUUUCGGAAUUUCGGCGAGCAUUUCAUGAAAUAGCAUUUCAACUGUACAUCUACACUGAAAUAUGCGCGCAUUAGCUGACCUAUCUUUUGAAUACUAACCGAAAUUCUGAAACAUGUUUUUGGUCAGAACGGACAACUUAGUUGAGGUUACGAUAUCAAGUAUCGUGCUGCAUAUUCAAAAGAUAUCUUAGUCCCGCUUCGAUGCUUUCUUUUGAGUACGUCUCUUUCCGGUCGCCUAUAAGAACAAACGCAGGUGAAAAUGGUCACUUAGUUGCUGUAAAUUCUCCCAUUGGUUUUUUUUGUCCAUACAAGUUCAAAACUUGCUUUAAAUGCCCGUUCUUAAGUACAUUUAGCAACGUUUUACACCGUCGACGUUUUUACUCGAAGGAAGUUUAAAUAUCUACUUAGAUGGGCGAGCACUGAUGCAAUAUUUAAAUCCAGAAAUGCCCAUUCAAGUAGCCUUGUGUCGCUCCAUUUUUUAACGCCCCUUAUAAACACACAAAAUGAUCACGAAUGGAAGAGAGUAUGCGCAUCCCAGGUUCUUGUUUAGGAGAAGAUGAAGGCACGAUCACUGGGACAGUAGAUUUAUUUGCCUGAGCUUUCGAACUCGAACUGGAGUUCAUCAUCAGAGACUACUUGGGUGCAGCAAAUUGUGAACAUUUAUAUCGCUCGUACUUGAGGGGGAGGGGGGGAAGUACGUCCGUGGCUAAGUAGGGUUUGUGUCGCCUGGUCCACGAUGGUCCCCCGGCGUGGUGACGCCGCUUGUACUUCGCGACGAUGUGAGCUGCGCCACCUGGCUGCGUGGGCGGAGCGCGUGAUAACACGCAGGCAAGUCGAUGUGUCCGACACCCACGCCUCCAACAGCUCUCGCCCUGUCUUGUUGCCUGCUCGCGCCAAUAUCCGCUUGUUGGCGAAUUCGAACUCAUGGCCUUCCUCCAGCGUGUGAGUGGCUACUUGAGAUAGUGGGUCGCCUCUCCGAACGGCCCGUUUGUGCUCAAGUAUUCGUGAGCUGAGACGUCGUCCUGUCUGGCCUGUUCACGAUUUGCUGCAUCCAAGUAGUCUCCGAUGAUGAACUCCAGUUCGAGUUCGAAAGCCCAGGCAAAUAAAUCUACUGUCCCAGUGAUCGUGCCUUCAUCUUCUCUUACACAAAAUGAUAUUCAUCUAUCGCAAAAUUUUAUGAACUCAUUGUGGUGUCUUCGAAACAGCACAAAGGUACAUUUCAAAAUUCUGCAUGAAGUCACACGCACUCUUGCCAUUGACCACAUAAAAUAAUGUUCAAUAGAUAGUUCUACAGAAUGACUUUGGGUGCAUUGUAAACACAUUUUUGAUCACACCAACUAGAAUUUUGACAUACAAAUAACAUUAUUUGUUCCAAGUGAAGUUGCUUUUUAAAUUGAUUUUCUGUAAAGUUGGCUUACCGACACAAAUCGCUCUCAGACAAAUUGUACUGGCCCUUCAGGUUAGGAAUUUUGGCUGAAAUUCGUGAGCUAUUCGAUCUUGAUAUCUACCAGUAGGACGAAACGGACAAACUUCCAGUUAUUUUGACAAUCCCGAGGUUGAAGUUCUAGAAAGUGGUCAGAAAAUAUGCCACAGGACCAUCACAAAAUUAUUUAAGCUAAAUGGAAACUGUAAGUAUAUUCCGAACAACCUAGAUUAAAAUAGUUCUGCUCAGCAGAGUAAGAGUAGAGGGUAAAGUCUUUUGAGCCCUAGCGUCCACGCGACAUUAUAAUUAAAUUCGUCCUGCCUAUUCAUGUAGGAAUUCUAAAAUCUAAGUAAGACUAGGUCGUGUAGCCUCACGUGGUUUUGCAUAUAUAACUAACUACUAUAUUUGCUCUAUUAGCUCUAUAAUUUGUUUUCAAACACGCUAAAAAGAUUAGCUGUUUCGCUUCAGAAACUUAUCGCGGACGAAACUUACCAACUUGACGGAAAAAUCUGCAGUAGCCAACAAACAAGCUUUUCAUGCAAAACGGUACAAGGUAUGAAUGUAUCUUACAUUAAUGUCUAAAGAAUAAUUGAUCCGCUUUUUGCAAGUAUUUCCACGUCUUAUGGUUGUCCGCUAAAUUAUUAGAAGAUGCUGAGCCGCCUUUUUCUUGCAUUUAGUGGGAUAUAUGUGGCGGCUGAUCAUAUCCUUUCCAAACACAAAUUUUACACAGUUAGUGGUCCUUCCAAACCACGAGAAGUUCGCCAUUACGAUACAAGGUGGCCCUUUCAGUCGCACCAAACUCUGUAAGUAUUUUGCCCCCCUAAUUUGUUUCAACAGUAAAUACGCAUGUCGGUUGAGCAUAGGGAACUCCACCACCUUCGACCGUUUUCUAUGAGAUUGUCUAAAGGAAAGCAGUAUUGGGGUAUAUUGUGCUGAAUUCUCUCACUAACAGCCAUCAAUCUGAUUAAGUAUGCGCUGCCAAACUCCGUCGACCAUACGGUAGCCUGAUACGACCUAUUUCUCAUAGGGUUUAUGUGCAAGGUCCCACUGCACCUGUCGGCGCAAUAGUGUUGUAACUUACUGAGCAGCAUCGUAAUCUAUAAACGGAAAAUAAAUAAGAGACUUUCGAAUCCUGAAAUUGCAAUUGACUAACGCUGACCUAUAACUUGACCGAGAAUCUGACGUAUUUUCAGACCUGAUAUUGGAUAAGGCUGCUUUUCAACGGCUGAUUAGUCAAAAAGUUGUCAACCCAGCCUGUCUUGUCUUUGUCGAAAUUCCUUUCUUCGUCAUUACUGGUCGCUACGCGACUAUCGCGAGGGUUUUGGACCUGCCUCCACCGUAUUCGCAAUUUUUCACAUUGUAGAUCGCUACGGAAAAAGUAGAUUAAUCGCACUACUGUACAUUUUCGCCUUCUUCCUAUGUUUCGUUUCGUUCGAAAAUGCUAUUGAACAUUUUAGAUCAAACAUUUUCUUUUCUGGACUCAAAACCCUUCUACCAUAUAACGGAUGCCAAGAAGAGUACCCGGACUGUUAAGUGUGCUAUCAAAGUGCCGAAAGAUCCCUUGGCUUUGAAGGUAUGGCAUCAACGUGUGUUCCAACUACUUUUCCUAUGAAUCAUAAUUAGUAGACUACCUGACUUUGGAAGCCAAAUGUGUCAUGCAUGAAUAAUGUUCGACCAUUCGUCUAGCCGACAUAAUAUUCAAUAAGGCGUUUAACGAGUCGUUGGGCUUUUUUAUCUUGACCGAAAACAGACCGAUUAGGACGUACAUAAUAGAUUACUCAGCAGUGGCCUCAGAUAAUAUUGAUCCUAUCGUUUUUAUUGCCUUCUAACAAGGUGAUAUCAAACUACCGUGUUAGUCCUCCAAAGAAAUAUACCGCUUUUAGCAUCCUAGAUUGAAAGUAAAACUAUAGUGCCAGUGUGAAAAGUUACAAACGGAUAUCUGCGCGGCAAUGUAGCAAUUAUCACACAAAAUGAAUAAACGGUCAGAAGAUAUAAAAAAUAUGUCAAAAUGAAUUUUUUCUAAGUGGGAUUUGAAAGUUUCGCGUUUUGUAACCCAGUCUUACUUUUCUGGACAACUUUACAUAGCUGUCAAUUUUUGUCGACGGCGUCAUUCAAUGCAGCUUGAGUCUACAAAAGGCGGAGCCCUGCGGUAUGUUCCAAGUUUCCGCCUUAGCACUCACUUAAAAUCCACGUAGGUAACAUCGUUUACGUGCCCAGUCUGGAAAUGAUCUACGCGCUUGUUACGGUGAGAAACAGAGCUAGCAAGCUGGGGUCCCUGCACAGUGUGAUUUGCAAAAUUAAAGGAGCCUAUGGAGAAAAGUAUCUUUCACAUUACGUGAGCUUUGGAUCUAACCGUGAGUACCUUCUACUUCGUUAGGAUGAUAGUCUCAAGUUUAUUCUGAAUGUCCUUUCAAUUCGUGCUUUUUGAUUUCUAGCCUACAUUGCGUAA
Molecule: messenger RNA, 5226 nt
Organism: Spirometra erinaceieuropaei
Lineage: Eukaryota; Metazoa; Platyhelminthes; Cestoda; Diphyllobothriidea; Diphyllobothriidae
Source: the annotation of a GenBank genome assembly